UCCAAGCAAUUCUCUAUUCCUCUCAAAUUCUCUCUUAAACCUUUAAAACAAAUUUUGGAUCCCAUUUAACUCUCAUAAAAUCUCCCAUCAAUAAUUCACAUAUUUAUAAACCAAAUCUUAUUGAUUGAAGGAAUAAAAUUGUUGUAUUAUAUUUUAUUGGUAGAAAUAAUGGCUAGGACGACUGAGGCUAAUAAUACAAGAGGAAGAUCGAGAAGAGGAAUAACACAUGCAGAUUUGGCUCCAAAACCAAGAGGUCUUCAUCUUUCCAGUAAAACAGGAGCUCUUCUUACUAUUCUUUGCAUCCUCUCCGGUCUUCUUUGCUUCAUACUCUCCCUUUUUGCUGAAGCCACUCGCUCUCAGGUGACGUGGGUGCUAGCAAAUAAUAAAGGGCAUAAGGGAAAAGAAGAAUACGAAUGCAUGUAUAGUGGAAAUGGAAAAGUGCCGUUAAUAUGUGCAUCCGUUGCAUUUGUAGUACUAGCCAUUGCAAUGCUUGUUCAGCAUUCAUUUAUGCUAAUUGCAAUUAGUAAGACUUCUCAUCCUGUUUAUAUUAGUUGGGACCCCCAAUCUUCUAGACCUAUGAAGUCUCUUACUUGGCAAGCUGGUGCUUUUUUCAUCUCUACUUGGAUUUGCUUUGCAGUUGCGGAGAUAAUGCUAUUGAUAGGGCUAAGUGUAGAAUCAGGUCACCUAAAAGAUUGGUCAACUCCAAAUUCAAGUUGCCUAGUCAUUCGAGAAGGAGUUUUCACAGCUGCAGGAGUAUUUGCUCUUUUAUCAGUCUUCUUGGCAGCUGGUUUAUACGCCACAGCAUUAAGAAUCCAAUGGCUUGGCCAACACCAAGAGAUUGUUAGACAAGAGAUUUUGGAAGCCUCUUCCUUAUAUGCAUCUCCUCCUAGAUCUCCCCAACAUAAUCGGACGGCUCAAGAUGCAUCGACUAAUGUCCUUAGCCAAGAUCAAAGAGUCCAAACACCUACAUUGCCUCAAGAUCAAAGAAUCCUAAAUAAUAAGGAAAGUUGUUUAGUAUGAAGAUGUUGAAGAUCACAAUGUGUUUGACAUUGUUAUACUUAAAAAGGGAAAUUUUAUACAUACAUAAUUUAAAUUGUAAAUGCAUUUUUAAGAGUGUAAAUAUAAAUUACAAGAAUUUUUUCUCACAUAUUCAACCAAUACUUUUUUUGUUGUUGAAAACAAGCAAGUUCAUGCAAUAUUUGUGACUUUGUUCUUGUGCAUGAACAAUGAAUAUACUUUGUUUUCG
Messenger RNA from Amaranthus tricolor (Joseph's coat), 1246 nucleotides. RefSeq lists its product as uncharacterized. Bases 169 to 1020 code for a protein of 283 amino acids. The transcript is spliced from 3 exons. NCBI's taxonomy places the organism in Eukaryota, Viridiplantae, Streptophyta, Magnoliopsida, Caryophyllales, Amaranthaceae. The record is from RefSeq and is a predicted model, not a curated record.